UUUCUAUAAAUAGCGGUGUAUUCGUGCUACGAAGCGUAAACGAGCGCGUAGAUUAUUUCGCGCGACGUAAGACGUUAAUAUAUACGCUUAUAUAUGUAUCAUAUAUACAUAAAUUGACGGUCGAGCGGUUCUUUGACGAGCGGUGUGCAUUCGGAGUUUGCGGUGUCUCCGAGUGAUUUGGAGUGAUUUUGCAAGGGAGAAACGUGAUCGAGAUAUAGUGUGUGCCUGCAUGCGACGAUAAGACCGACGUGAUCUCCACGUCGCCGGAGUCUACGAUAAUUCUCGGCCUCGAAAGCUGAGAGAGCGGGACGCGUUAUCUCCUCUUCGCGUGAACUUUGUAAAGAUGGAGAAUGAGCAGCAUCAUUACGAGCUGCGUAACAGGAGCAGAUCACGCUCGCACACUCCUAUGGUCCUAAACCGUUCUUUGCCAGAGCCAGAGGUGAUAGAGCAUCACUAUGAUCUCAGAAAUAAAAGCCGGGAAAGAUCUCAUACACCUGGAGAAGUAUCGAGUAGCAGGAGAUCUGGUUCUAGAUCGCUAACUGGUAGUAGCAGUAAAAUGCAUGAAAAAAACAUGGAACCGAUCGAAGAGAGUAAGGAAGAAUCUGUGACAGAAAGUAUAACGGACAAUCAAAGCACAAAAUCCGAGAGUUCCGCUGUUACCACAAGAAAAGCAGAACGACGAUCGGAACGCCAGAGAGCUAAAAGACAAAUAUUUGUCAAUGGUCAAAGUGAAAGUAAGGAGAAUGUAUCUAAUCAAAAGGCUGAGAAAAAGCGCAAAAGUGUUACACCACAUAGGAUACUUACCAGUGAUUACUCAUCUGAAGAAGGGGAGAGAGAAGAUCCUCCUAGUAGACCAGGAUCUGCUUAUGAGAUUUAUAAACAGGCCGGUGAAUGGUGGAAUGUUUUUCCAAAGACGGAUUAUACAUAUUCACAAGCAUCGCAAUAUCGUUAUGAGAUAGCUCCUGGUGUAUUAGCAAUGCCCAAUAUGUCGCGGCGGUCUAUACACGCGAAUGGCGAUGAAAGCAAUACCAUAUCUCAGAUCAGUCGUCAAAAUUUAAGUCAAACUACACAAAGAACGACAGAAAGUGAAAUUAAUGAUAUGGAUACUGUCGAUUUUAAGCAGGGAAGCUCUUAUUCCUUUGAUGAUGAUCACAAUAUAUCAUAUAUACCAAAUCCUUUAAUAAAAACGACUGUAAAAAAAACACACAUAGAACAGUAUAAGAGUCACAAAGAAAUAAUUUAUUCUCAGCCUGGAUAUUCUGAUUUUUCGACAAGAUAUUUGUCAUGGUCAAAAACUCCUUCAAAAUUUAUUGGAAAAUAUAAUGCGGCUGAUUCUGAUACUGAAUUGGACGAAGUUUUGACAUCAUCAUCAAUCAAGACUAACCAAAGAUGGAGGAUUGUGCAGUGGUUUACAUAUCUUACAACUUUUAUUAUUUUUUGGUUCAAAAAAACCAUUGAAUUCUUCAAAUUCAAAACUGAUAGAAGGCAGCAUUAUGGUGCACAAGCUUAUCAAUCUUAUAAUGAAUCCAAAUGGAGUGCAUUAUGGCAAGCUUUGGAUCAUUAUACACACAAUAUGUACUUCUUCUUUGUCAGAAUACUUGUACUCGAUGCUUGGUUGCUGAGUCAAUUUACCGGUGUUAGAAAAUGGCUGCAAGAGAAAGGUCCGAGGAUUUUAUGGAUUACACUUCUUCCGUUACUUUUUUUGUUUGGAGGUUGGUGCCUAGUGCAAUGUUUUUCACUUUUUUCUGACGUUAAAACUGUAUCAGAGUCAAUGACACAAAACUUAUUACCUGACAUACAACAAAAUGAUCAUAAGAGUAGAAGUAUUGAAGAGAAAUCAGUUAAUAAAGAAAUACACAUAAAUGAUUUGACUGACAAAGCUGAAUUGGUCAGCAGGAUAGAAAUACUCGAAAACGAACAAACAAAUCAAAUGGAAUAUUUUAUAAAUAUUACUCGGGUUUUGGAAGAUCGAAAACAAAAUGAUGCCGAUUUUCGGAAAGAAUACAAUGACAAGAUUGCUAAUUUGGAAAAUAAAUUGAACGUUGAUGAACUGAACAAUGUAAUGUAUAACGAGCUAAAACUUAUCAAAUACGAAUUCGAGAAACUACGCGAGCUCUACUCGGAAUUAAAAUCUUGUUGCAACAAUAAUGCAGAAUCUGUUGCAAAUCAUAAUUUAGAAAAACAUGUGGAAAGAAUUUUAUUUAGUUAUUUUCCUGGACUUUCAAAAGAAGAUCUGGCAAAAAUCAGUCAGGAUUUACUCGUAUCUUACAACAGAGAAGGUGAAACAUUUAAUAAUGAUGUUGAAAAUGCAAACGUUCACGUCUCGGAUGAACAGAUGCGCAAAAUAGCGAAGGAAGUUUUGCAGAUAUAUGAUGCGGACAAAACGGGUCAAGUUGAUUACGCUUUGGAAUCGGCAGGGGGUCAGAUCAUUAGCACGCGAUGCACUCAGCGAUACGACAUAAAGUCGAGAGCCUUUACAUUGUUCGGUUUCACGUUGUAUUACGAAAGCAAUAAUCCGCGGACGGUAAUACAGCGAAAUCCGAUACAACCUGGUGUUUGUUGGGCUUUCCAAGAUUUUCCCGGAUAUCUCCUGAUACAAUUGCGAAACGCCAUUUAUGUAACCGGCUUCACUCUGGAGCACGUCUCUAAAUUGAUUUUAUCGGACGAGAACAUGUCAAGCGCGCCUAGGAAGUUUAAUGUCUGGGGAUUGAUGAAUGAGAGCGAUCCCGAACCUGUAAAGUUUGGUGACUACGAAUUUACAUACUCUGACAAUAAUUUGCAAUAUUUUCCAGUUCAGAACACAGCAAUCAAUCAAUCAUAUGAAUAUGUAGAAUUGAGGAUACACAGCAAUCACGGACAAUUGGACUAUACAUGUUUAUACAGAUUCCGCGUUCAUGGAAGACCAGCUUAAAAAUUAAUCGAAUCAGACAAAGGUUUCUCUUUAUAAAUCAUGAUUUAAGCAAUAGUGAGAACAACUCUUUUCUGACAUGUGCCUUUAACUGUCGUUAUUAAUAAACGCAACAAAUGGCGUGAUUUUUUACAUAGCCCCUGUAAUUAUAUUGUGAAUAGAUGGACUAUUUAAUGUUUUUGUAGUAGAGAUUUUUCCACGAAGCAAAUCACGCCUUCAACUACGAUUGAAAUAUAUUGAAAACAUUGUGUAUAUACACAUAAAAUAAUAUUAGUAAUUUAUACAGAUGAAAAAAAUUGUAUGUGCAUAAUUAACAUAAUUAUGGUACAUUUAUAAAUAUCAGCCUGAUGACGUUUUAAAAUAUUGCUUAUAUAUAUAAAUUAAUAUCUUCACUCUAUGGCCUUGUUACAGUAGUUUCAUCUAAGUAAAGCGCCUUUAAACAAAAAAGCACAGUUUUUCAUAGGAAUGUGAAAGAUCAGAAGUGAAAUAGAUAAAAAAAUGAAAAGAAAAAGAAUUAUUUUGUUAGAAAUUUUGAACAUAAGAGUGUGUAAUUAGUUAUCAUAAUUAUUAUCAUGUCAUAUCAAUUUGACAGAGCAUCACUUCAAUAAGACUGACACUUCAAAAGUUACCCCAAAGCUCAGUGUGAGUCAUAAUAUUUGUAAUAACGUGACAGUACAAAUUGUAAGGAAUCAUAAUAAUUAAUUUUAGAGUUAAGGAAGGAAAUUAAAUUUUAGUUUUAAGUUUAUUAUACAUUGCAAGUGACUUUUGCCGCGAAAAAAAAACGAUUUUUGUAAAAGCCUAAAACAAAAACGCCUAGCACUAAUAUACUUGAAAUAUGUGUAUAUAUAAGAUA
Messenger RNA from Cataglyphis hispanica, 3761 nucleotides. Its product is annotated as klaroid protein-like. Gene Ontology annotation, biological process: nuclear envelope organization. Gene Ontology annotation, cellular component: meiotic nuclear membrane microtubule tethering complex; nuclear envelope. The coding region runs from base 344 to 2911 and encodes 855 amino acids. The transcript has 14 exons. The record is from RefSeq and is a predicted model, not a curated record. Gene Ontology annotation, molecular function: protein-membrane adaptor activity. Lineage: Eukaryota; Metazoa; Arthropoda; Insecta; Hymenoptera; Formicidae.